GCAGUUACCAUUCUAGAUCUGGAUUUCAGGCAUACUGCAAAAGGAGGUCUCUGUUGAUACAUGCACACACACACACACACACGUUUACUGAGAGAAAGUUGAGGUGCUGGUCUGUGAUCCUGCUCAGGAACGGAUUAAAAGCUUUAAAAAGUCAUAAGAAAGAGAGGUGAGCUAUGUCCUCCUGUGUGGUGAAGUCCAGAAGCAGGAACCCAUACACAGCGGUGCAGGUAGACCCCGACAGUGAUUACAUCACACCAGGAACAUUAGACCUGGAGCAGCUGUUCUGGACCGGCACCGGGGCUCAGUAUGCACAUGUCAACCAGGUCUGGCCCAGGGUCUACAUUGGGGACGAGAAAACAGCUCUGGAGCUGCCCGGCCUGAGGGAUCUGGGUAUCACACAUGUCCUUAAUUCAGCAGAGGGAAAGUGGAAUAAUGUGCUGACUGGUGCUGAUUACUACACUGACAUGGGCAUCCAGUACUACGGUGUGGAAGCUGAUGACAAACCCACCUUCAACAUCUCCCAGUACUUCUGCCCUGCAACCCAGUUCAUCCACGAGGCCCUCGGUGACCCACAGAACAAGGUGCUGGUGCACUGUGUGAUGGGUCGGAGCAGGUCAGCGACUCUGGUCUUGGCAUACCUGAUGAUGAAACACAACUUAACAGUCGUGGAUGCUGUUGAGCAUGUGCGACAGCGCCGCUGCAUCCUGCCCAAUCAUGGCUUCCUAAAACAGCUCAGAGCCCUGGAUAUCACGUUACAAGAGGAGAGGCUUAAACAAAAAAGAGAGAUGAAACACCAAUAAUGCACAAUAAUAGACAAUAGGCCAGUGUUUCCUACUUCAAUUUUUCUUUUUAAACUAUCUUUGUUAUACAGAAAUGUUAUUUAACUGUUGUAUUAUUAAACUCUGUUUUGUUUUUCACAACUGCAUUAUUUAAGAGUUAAAAUGUCAAAUUGAAGAAUGGGGUGCCCUCAGGGCUUAGUGAUGUUUUAAAGCAAGAGGGAUUUUCUCUAAGUGCGUAUACUGAAAGUGAAUGACCAGAUUUCAAUGAGUGAGGCACACAGAGUACGGCUUGACACUUACAUCCCUACUGUAAGACAUGAGGAGAGAUAAGCCUACAAAUUAAUUCACAAAUGUUGACUUGAAGCAAAUUGUUGUACCUUGGAUUGAUUACAUACUGUAG
Etheostoma spectabile (orangethroat darter) is the source of this 1179-nucleotide messenger RNA. RefSeq names its product dual specificity phosphatase DUPD1. The record is from RefSeq and is a predicted model, not a curated record. The coding region runs from base 174 to 800 and encodes 208 amino acids. Gene Ontology annotation, molecular function: MAP kinase phosphatase activity; protein tyrosine/serine/threonine phosphatase activity. NCBI's taxonomy places the organism in Eukaryota, Metazoa, Chordata, Actinopteri, Perciformes, Percidae. Gene Ontology annotation, biological process: negative regulation of MAPK cascade; protein dephosphorylation. Gene Ontology annotation, cellular component: cytoplasm. The transcript has 4 exons.